AUGCAUGCAUUGGCCUGGUGGAUUGUGGGCGGAGUGCUUGUUGCGGCUCUAUUUCUAUUCUUCGUUUUCGCUCUCUAUUUCUCGAUUCCAUCAAAGAGAAAAUUUGAGUUGAAAGGGAAACACGCGUUGGUUACAGGUGGUUCAAAGGGAAUUGGGAAACAACUGGCGUUGAGUCUCCUUUCUCGUGGGGCGAAUGUGACAAUUGUUGCGCGAAAUGAACGCGAUUUGAAGAGUGCCACCACGGAGUUACAAACCUACGCCGAUCAACGAGGUCAAGGGCAAAAAGUUCAAUGGGAAAGCGCGGAUCUUUGCGGAGCCUACGAUCAGAUAGAACCAAUUGUACGAAAAGCCGAAGAAACCUUUGGACCAGUUGAUGUCCUCAUCAACAAUGCCGGUCACUCUGUGCAGGAUAGCUUUGAGAAAUUGCCCGUUGAAUCAUUUGAGGAUCAAAUGAGAGUCAACUAUUUGAGUGCGGUUCACAUGACGCGAGCCGUUGUUGGAUCAAUGCAAGAACGAAGAGCCGGGCAUAUUUCUUUUGUUUCGAGUGCCGCCGGGCAGUGUGCGAUUUAUGGAUACACCGCAUAUUCCCCAACGAAAUUCGCCCUUCGUGGUUUGGCUGACUCGUUGCACAUGGAGUUUUUACCGUAUAAGAUCUCGGUGGCUGUCCUCUAUCCACCGAACACCGACACAGAAGGCUUUCAGCUAGAAAUUGACACGAUGCCACUCGAGACAAAACUCAUCAGCGAGGCUGCCGGUCUUUUCUCGCCAAAAGAUGUUGCCGAAGCCCAUAUCAACGACAUCAUAAACGGUGAAACGGCGACGGCUAUGGGCUUGGACGGUUGGAUGUUGGGUGUUUUAACGGCUGGAGCCUCUCCGGAACACAAUUUGUUCAGAGCUGUUGUACAGACAUUGUUGAGUGGGAUUUUCCGGGCCGUCAUGCUCUUGUAUUUGGGAUAUUUCAACGGGAUCGUCAAGAAAUGCUACAAAGGACGGCUCGCUUCAGCUGCUAAUCGA
Molecule: messenger RNA, 1014 nt
Organism: Mesorhabditis belari
Lineage: Eukaryota; Metazoa; Nematoda; Chromadorea; Rhabditida; Rhabditidae
Source: the annotation of a GenBank genome assembly